Messenger RNA from Penicillium cataractarum, 1506 nucleotides. RefSeq names its product aldehyde dehydrogenase domain-containing protein. The record is from RefSeq and is a predicted model, not a curated record. Bases 1 to 1506 code for a protein of 501 amino acids. The transcript has 3 exons. Lineage: Eukaryota; Fungi; Ascomycota; Eurotiomycetes; Eurotiales; Aspergillaceae. Gene Ontology annotation, molecular function: oxidoreductase activity, acting on the aldehyde or oxo group of donors, NAD or NADP as acceptor.
AUGUCCAACCUUUUCGUGAACCUUACUACGCCCAACGGCCACUCGUAUACACAGCCAACUGGACUCUUCAUCAAUAAUGAGUUCGUCAAUGCAACAAGUGGACAGAAAAUCUCGACUUUAGAUCCAGCCACCGAAAUUGAGAUCACCACCGUUGAGGCGGCUGGCGCUGAAGAUGUUGAUCGGGCUGUCAAGGCUGCGAAGGCUGCCUUCAAGGCUGAUAGCUGGAAGAAACUGCCCGCGACUGAGAGAGGACGCCUUUUGGUUCGUCUUUCAGAGCUGCUUGAGGAGAAGAAAGAGCUUUUUGCGAGCAUUGACGCUUGGGACAAUGGCAAAACCUACUCUCUCGCUAUGGAAGACGAUCUUCCCGACUCGAUCGGCACUUUCCGUUACUAUGGUGGCUGGGCUGAUAAGAGCUUUGGGCAGACCUUUGAGACCUCCCCUGAGAAGUUUGCUUAUACCCUCCGUCAGCCAUAUGGUGUGAUCGGUCAGAUUAUACCAUGGAACUUCCCCCUAGCAAUGGCGGCAUGGAAACUCGGACCUGCGCUGGCUGCGGGUAAUACCGUCGUUAUGAAGGCGGCAGAGCAGACUCCUCUGAGCAUUCUCCUUCUGGCAACACUUAUCAAGGAGGCUGGAUUUCCCCCUGGUGUUGUGAAUAUUAUCAAUGGAUAUGGCCGUGAAGCUGGCCAGGCAUUGACUGAGCACCCUCUGGUUGACAAGUUGGCAUUCACUGGAUCGACCGUCACCGGUGCUCAGGUUAUGAAGGCGGCUGCCGCUCAGCUAAAGGAGGUGGUUCUGGAGACCGGCGGCAAGUCACCCUUGAUUGUCUUCGGCGAUGCCGAUCUGGAUCAAGCAAUGAAGUGGUCACACGCUGGAAUCAUGUCGAACCAAGGACAAAUUUGCACAGCUACAUCGCGAAUCUUGGUCCAGCGCAAUAUCUAUGAUCAGUUCCUGUCCUUAUUCAAGGAGCGCGUCCGCACCGCAUCCAUCAUUGGAGAUCAGUGGUCUACAGACACCUUCCAAGGCCCGCAAGUGACUCGCGCUCAGUAUGACCGAGUUAUGCACUAUAUCAACCUUGGAAAGUCCGAGGGUGCAACUGUGGAGACCGGUGGAGAGGCCUUUGCUGGCCCUAACGGAAAGGGAUACUUCGUUACCCCGACUACUUUCACUAAUGUUAAGCCUUCUAUGAAGAUCUACCGGGAUGAGAUCUUCGGUCCCGUUACCUGCAUUGUGCCUUUCGAUGAGGAAGAAGAUGCGAUUGAGUUGGCCAAUGAUACUAUGUAUGGCCUUGGUGCCGCUGUCUUCACCCAAAACCUCCGUCGUGGUCAUCGUGUGGCAGCCGAGAUUGAGGCCGGUACUGUCUGGCUGAACAGCAGCCAGGAUAGUGACCACCGAGUUCCCUUUGGUGGAUACAAGGCUAGCGGUGUGGGACGAGAGUUGGGUCCUGCUGGAUUUGAAGCCUACACUCAGAUCAAGGCAGUGCACGUUAACAUGGGAAAUGACCUUUAA